Ceutorhynchus assimilis (cabbage seed weevil) is the source of this 1539-nucleotide messenger RNA. The record is from the annotation of a GenBank genome assembly. NCBI's taxonomy places the organism in Eukaryota, Metazoa, Arthropoda, Insecta, Coleoptera, Curculionidae.
AUGUCGUCAAAGAAAACUUUUCAAAGAGAUGCUGCUGCAAAUCAGUUGCUGCAAUAUGCUGAAAAACGAGAAGGUGAAAAAAAAUCCAUCACCACAAAUUCGGGUAAUCCCGUCGGCUACAAAGACGCUAGUUUAACUGUAGGCUACCACGGACCAACUUUACUCCAAGACGUAAUGCUUCUGGACGAUUUGAGUCAUUUCACCAAAGAACGCAAUCCUGAAAGGGUAGUACACGCAAAAGGUGCCGGUGCUUUUGGUUAUUUCGAGGUAACACACGACAUUACUCAAUAUACAGCUGCAAAGCCCUUUUCGGAAAUCGGCAAAAGGACGCCAAUCGCUAUGAGGUUUUCCACAGUUGCCGGCGAAAGAGGCUAUCCGGACACCGUAAGAGAUAUCCGGGGAUUUGCUAUUAAGUUUUACACCGAGGAUGGGAUUUGGGAUAUUGUUGGGAAUAAUACACCAGUAUUUUUUAUCAAGGAUGCUGCAUUGUUUUCCAGUUUUAUACAUGUCAUGAAACGGAAUCCAGUAACCAAUUUACGUCCAGAUUACGAUAUGUUUUGGGACAUGGAAUCACUAAGACCCGAAACAACCCAUCAAACUCUAAUAACCUUUUCUGACAGAGGCAUACCAAGAUCCUACAGGCAUAUGCACGGGUACGGCUCACAUACUUAUGGAUUCGUGAAUCAUGAAGGCAAAUUCUCUUGGGUGAAAUACCAUUUUGUCACCAACCAAGGUAUCCAAAACAUCCCACCUAAGGAAGCAGAAAAACUAGCAGGCCAAGACACUGAUUACCAUACAAGGGACCUUUACAAUGCAAUCGCAAAAGGUGACUAUCCAUCCUGGGACUUUUUCAUACAAAUUAUGACCCCAGAACAGGCUGAUAAGAGUCCUUAUGAUCCUUUUGAUCUAACUAAAGUGUGGUUGCAUGCGGACUAUCCUUUAAUUCCUGUUGGAAGAAUUGUUUUAAAUAAGAAUCCUAGUAACUAUUUUGGAGAGGUUGAGCAAAUUGCAAUGGAUGUGGCUCAUUUAAUUCCAGGUAUUGAGCCUUCUCCUGAUCGUAUGCUCCAAGCAAGAAUGUUCGCCUACAGAGAUACUCACCAGUAUCGUCUAGGCCCAAAUUACAACCAACUACCAGUAAACAGUCCUUACUCAGUUCACAAUUAUUCGAGAGAUGGUUAUGGUACUGUUAACAGUCAGGGAGGUGCACCAAAUUAUCAUCCCAACAGUUUCGAGGGUCCAGUAAAUGAUGAAAGGGCUCACGAACUUGCACCUAGUAUACCUUUACAUGGCGAAGCGAAAAGGAUUGAUAGUGGAAAUGAUGAUAAUUUUAGUCAGCCAAGAUUGUUGUAUCAAAGAGUUUUGAAGGAAGAUGAAAGGGAAAGGUUGGUUGAUAAUUUGGUUGAUUGGUUGAAAAGGACUACGCCUGCUAUUCAGAAAAGGACUAUUGAGAAUUUGUUUGAUCCUGUGGAUAAGUCGCUCGGGAAUAGGCUGAGAGAGGCUUUGUUUGGAGACGAAGGAGAGUUUCAUAUAGAAAUUUAG